UUCUCAUCGUCUCCUCAAUCUAAAAAAAUCAGCUUUAUCCUUUAAAAGCAUUUCGUGUCUCUCUCUCUCUCCCCUCUGUGCUUCUCUUGAUUAGAUAGCCUCACUUGGUGUAAUGGAAAAAACGAGCGUACCUCUUCAACCUCCAACUUAUGGAAACCUUAUCACGAUUCUCAGCAUUGAUGGUGGAGGGAUAAGAGGGAUUGUUCCCGCUACCAUUCUAAGUUUCCUAGAGUCUGAACUUCAGAAGCUGGAUGGUAAAGAUGCAAGACUUGCGGAUUAUUUCGACGUGGUAGCAGGAACAAGCACAGGAGGUCUUCUAACUGCCAUGUUGACCAGCCCUAAUGAAAAGAAUCGACCCAUGUUCUCUGCCAAAGACAUCAAGGACUUCUACCUUCAAAAUGGUCCUAAAAUCUUCCCUCAGGACAGUUCUCCAUUUGCUCCUGCUACAAAGAUGAUGAAGACUCUCACAGGACCAAAGUAUGAUGGAAAAUACCUUCAUGACCUUGUAAGGGAAAAACUAGGGGACACGAGGUUGCACCAGACGUUAACCAAUGUUGUGAUCCCAACUUUUGACAUCAAGCGUCUCCGUCCAACCAUCAUUUCUACCUACCAGGUGAAGAACAAACCAUCCAUAGAUGCGUUGCUCUCUGAUAUAUGCAUCGCAACUUCAGCUGCACCGACUUAUCUCCCUGCCUAUUAUUUCAAAACUGAAGAUCACUCAGGAGCAGUGAGAGAGUUCAAUCUUAUAGAUGGUGGGGUGGCUGCAAAUAAUCCGACUUUAGUUGCUAUAAGUGAAGUGACGAAAGUGAUAAGCAAGGGUAGCCCAGACUUCUUUCCUAUAAAGCCGAUGGACUACGGUCGUUUUCUGGUGAUAUCUUUGGGAACCGGUUCGCAAAAAUCCGAAGAGAGGUACAAUGCACAUGAAGCAGCAAAGUGGGGGAUCAUCGGUUGGUUAACCAGCGGAGGGUCCACCCCUCUAGUUGACGUCUUCACCCAAGCAAGUGCAGAUAUGGUUGAUCUCCAUCUCUCUGUUGUCUUCCAAGCUCUUCAUUCGGCAAAGAGCUAUCUCCGCAUCCAGGAUGAUAUGUUGAGCGGACUAGUAUCUUCGGUGGACAUAGCCACAAAGAACAACAUGAAUGAUCUGCUCAAAGUAGGGGAAAGACUACUGAAGAAGCCGGUGUCUAGGGUUAAUCUUGACACCGGAAUCUUUGAGGCGCUGAAUCAAGAGACUAAUGAAGAAGCUCUCAAAAGGUUCGCGAAGCUACUUUCCGAAGAGAAGAGGCUGCGCCUUGCUCGGUCUCCCCAGUGACACGCUCACUUCCCUAGCCUUCCCACUUCAUCAACUGCAUGAUCUUGAUGUCUUGGGCUUUCUAAGUUCUACUAGCACCAAGCUAAUACAACAACAUAAACCAGUCAUAGUUAAGUAACAAUCGAUCAGACGCCAUUAUUCUUCAUUAUUCUUUGUGUACCUAGUACUAUCCAUGACACUUUGUGUUUGUGCAUCCAACCCCUUAUGUAUCUGUUCAAUUGGCAAUACGACAUUCACUCUUUCUG
Messenger RNA from Syzygium oleosum, 1554 nucleotides. Its product is annotated as patatin-like protein 2. The record is from RefSeq and is a predicted model, not a curated record. Gene Ontology annotation, biological process: lipid metabolic process. Gene Ontology annotation, molecular function: glycerophospholipase activity; monoacylglycerol lipase activity. Lineage: Eukaryota; Viridiplantae; Streptophyta; Magnoliopsida; Myrtales; Myrtaceae. The transcript is spliced from 6 exons. Bases 113 to 1309 code for a protein of 398 amino acids.